AUGGUCAGCAAGGCCCCAAACAUAAGGACACCCAAGGCUGCAAAACAGACAAAGCCGGGUCUGUGCUUUUACCAUGUUCGCUUUGGGGCUCAGAACAGCUCCACGAAGAAGACAUGCAGUUGUCCGCAGCUGCGUUGGUAUACGGGCAACCAUUAUGAGUGCCAGUAUAGACAAAGCGAACCAUCAGAUAAAGCCAACGAAGAGUCCAAUGAGAACUAUGCCAAACCUGAAAAUCCUGUCCCAGAACAAUCAUCGUCAAAAAAUAACGUAUUAAUCACUGAAAUGCUGGCAUCUCUGUCCAUAUUAGAGGAGGCAGAAGCCUCUCUGUUUGAAAAGCACCCAAUCAAUCAAAGUUAUCAUGCUAAAGUAUUCGCUGGAUUAAGUGAUAUUCUUGAGGGUUACUACAGAGAGUGUCAGAAAGCAAAAGACUUGUUCUCUCACAAACGGUUGGUAAGUCUCUUUUCAAACAUCGGGGACAUCUACAAAAUGCACAAGAGAUUGCUGUCCAGUAUGGAGAGGAGGUACAAUCCACAGCAACCCCACUUGAGUGAAUUUGGUGCCUGUUUCAUUGAGCAAAAGAAAGGCUUCAUGAUGUAUGUGACAUACUGCACAAGUCACAUGAAAGCACUUGAGGAAUGGACUAAACUCACAAUGGUGGAGAAAUAUGCUCACUUCUUUGAGGUUUGUCGAAUGCAUCAACAGAUGAUCAACCUGCCACUUGAUGGUCUGCUGAUUAUGCCAGUGCAGAAGAUCUGUAAAUAUCCAUUAUUGCUAAAGGAGCUGCUGAAAGUCACCCAACCUUCUCACCCGGAUUAUUCAAAUGUGAAAGAAGCUGUGGUUGCCAUGAGGGAAGUUCUUGAUGCGAUUAAUGCUGAGAAAGGAGAAGACCAAGAAGAUAAAUUAACAAAGUUUCAGAAAUCCGUUUUAAAUUGGAAGGGUGAGGACCUUAAACUCCGAAGCACAGAAUUGAUUCAUCGUGGUGAUCUAGUUGUGGUUAGUGAACCAGGUGCCAGGGCAAAGAACUAUAUGGCUUACCUAUUUGACCAUCAGAUGAUUUUAUGCAAAAAGGAUCUGAUACGCCGUAACGUACUUUACUACAAAGAAAGAAUUUUCUUAGAAACCUGCCUGGUGACUGAAGUGGGUGAUGGAAAUGACAUGGAAUUUGACUGCAAAGUUAAAUAUGCUUUCAAGCUCAGAAGCAAGUUUUUUGAAGAGCGGUGUAGACUCAUGUUUGCAAAAAGUCUCGCAGACAAACAGUUAUGGCUGCAUGCCUUUGAGAAGGAGAGAAAUAUUGCUUCAGGCAAUAAAGUACCAGAUAAAAGGACGGAUGUUGAUCUAGGACUGGAGGACAGCUUCUAUGACUUAAGAUCACCAAACGUUUCAACUGGCCCGCAAGAACAGUUCGCUUUCUUAUUUCAGCGCAAGCACAGGAAAUCAGGGUACAAGUUCAAUCCAAAAAUCUUGUGAUGAAAACAUGACCAUGCUAAUUGAGGGAAUUAGUUGCACGGCCAGAAAUUUAUGUACCUUGCAGCACAGACCACACUUCCACUUGACAACUGGAAUCUCAGAAGGAAGUGGGAUCAUGCUUUGUAACUACUGCGCUGCUGAGUGUUGCAGAUUCAUCUGUUCAAAGGAAAUUUCUUUAGAGAAUAUAAAUUUUUAUUGGGCUCUCGAUCGUUUGUAUUUUACAGUGUCAUCAUCAGGAAACAACAAAAUUGCUAUAAAC
Molecule: messenger RNA, 1726 nt
Organism: Hypanus sabinus (Atlantic stingray)
Lineage: Eukaryota; Metazoa; Chordata; Chondrichthyes; Myliobatiformes; Dasyatidae
Product: rho guanine nucleotide exchange factor 4-like
Exons: 9
Coding region: 1-1467 (488 amino acids)
Biological process (GO): intracellular signal transduction
Cellular component (GO): cytoplasm
Molecular function (GO): guanyl-nucleotide exchange factor activity
Source: RefSeq, a predicted model, not a curated record